Molecule: messenger RNA, 3417 nt
Organism: Mugil cephalus (flathead mullet)
Lineage: Eukaryota; Metazoa; Chordata; Actinopteri; Mugiliformes; Mugilidae
Gene: ssc4d
Product: scavenger receptor cysteine-rich domain-containing group B protein
Exons: 12
Coding region: 1128-2885 (585 amino acids)
Cellular component (GO): membrane
Source: RefSeq, a predicted model, not a curated record
UCUGGGUGACACCGCUGGAAGGAACCUUAAAGUGGUUCUUAAAAACCCAGACAAUAGUCAAGGACAGCCUACAUGUUUCUCCGCGGCUCAGGAAGGAUUAGUGUUAGGAAGCAAUUGGUAUUAGUGUGCUGCACAAUUCACAGAGGCCCCCGGCUUUUUCCUUGUCAGGAGUCGCACAAAUGGAAGAGCAAUAAUAUAUUGUGUUAUACUGGCAUGAGCACAAUGGAGGCAGUAAGUGAAGUUUGAGGAGGCACAUGGUGAUUGUGACAUUUAGAACAACUCAAUGAUACUUCUUCGUGUGGCAUGUCACAGGGAUCGGACAGGGACAGGGACAGGGACCGGACAGCCCACUCUGUCUACCGAGCCACAACCUGCCCCUCAUAUUUUAUGGGAUCUGGAAAACAGGCAGCUACACUAUCAAGCCACCUGCCAAGAUCAGAAGGUUUGAAUCUUUCCACAAAUGCAGUUUUAUUUAUUUAUUUGGCAGUCAUCAGUUGUGUGUGCCUAAAGUCAUGUAAAAGUUCCUGAUUGACCACUCUCACUGCCUGUGUGUGUGCCACACACACACACACACACACACACACACACACACACACACACACACACACACACACACACACACACACACGACCUAAGCCACAGCCUCGUCUCUCUCUGUGAAUGUGUGCAGCAGGGAUGAGCAGGACCGCACCUUCUGAGAGCGCUUCCUGAAACUGGAGAUGCAGGGGUACCAGUAAAGGGUUAGCUUUCAUUGUCUUUGUCUUUUUUUUUUUUUUUUUCCAUUUUCUCCUGUUGCCCCUCCUGCCUCUUUUAAGCAUAGACAGGUACAGGGCGUUAGAAUAUUAACAUACAAUGCUCAGCCAUUUAUUGUUUUACGUAACCCCUGUCACCGAAGCCAGGUACUUAUAGUCACGCAGGGUUAAGGAGAUGAAAGACCUAAAACACGUAGCGCUGGAUUCUCUGCCUCCAAUUCUACGCAAAGUUUCUGCACUUUCUGUGUGUGACUUGUGGAAUUAAGCCGCCCGCCACCUGAGCUCUGAUGACAUUUUUUUAGUUCUGUUGGGAGGGAGAUUAUUUUUUAUUUAUUUUGUAUUCGUUGUCAACAUAAUUACUUCUACAGCAGGCGGAUGGUCAGUCAGGCAGCCAUGCGAGGCCAACGUGUGGUGGAGAGCGAGUGCAGGUGCUGGAACCCGGCCGUUUGGCUCCUGGUGUCCCUGCUCGGGACCCUGGUCUUGGUGGCCUUCAGCGUGCUGAUGAGACUUGGAGACAUGAAAAUAAGCAAACGGACCGUACCCACCAAUGUCGACCAGAGCCCGGUGAGGACGUACUAUGAAGUACAACUGGUGAAUGGACGUACCAGGUGUGAGGGCAGAGUGGAGGUGGGCUUCAACGGCACGUGGGGCACGGUGUGCGACGACGACUGGGACAUGGUGGACGCCAACGUUGUGUGUCGCCAGCUCGGCUGUGGAGUGGCUGUGGGCAGCAGCUCCAGCUCCAAGUUUGGCCAAGGCAUGGGCUCCAUCAAGCUGGACAACGUGGACUGCAGAGGGACGGAAACAGACCUCAGCCAGUGCCGUAGUCUGGGCUGGGGCGUCCACAACUGUUACCACUACGAGGAUGUGGGUGUCACCUGCAGAGAACCGACAUUUCUGGGGAUUAGAGCUUUUGAGGAGCACACCACAGCACCUCACAGCAACUCGGAUUUACGAGAUGGAACCAUACGUUUGGCGGGUGGACAGAAUGCCUGCCAGGGCCGGGUCGAGAUCUACUACCAGGGAAACUGGGGGACAGUGUGCGAUGAUGACUGGUCCCUCAACAACGCCUGGGUGGUGUGCCAGCAGAUCGGCUGCGGUGGGGCCGUCUCUGCGCACAUCAAGUCCUCCUUUGGCUACGGCACUGGAAUGAUUCACCUGGACAACGUCAACUGCUAUGGCUAUGAAGAGGACCUGACUAAAUGCAAAAGCCUGGGCUGGGGCAAACACAACUGCGGCCACCAUGAGGACGCCGGGGUCACCUGCACAGCUUCCACUACUAUUCCACCUGCAGCAACAGAACUCCAGAGAGGGUUCAGGCCAACACUAAACACCAAAGCCACAGAACAAGUUACGGUCACACAGCCGCCAACUACGACAACUCUUGCCACGACCAUCCAGACAAAAGGCAAACCAACCAUUCGUUUGGUGAAUGGUAACAAUAGCUGCCAGGGUCGGGUGGAGGUCUUAUACAAAACCGUUUGGGGGACGGUGUGUGACGAUGACUGGAGCAUGACCAACGCCCAUGUGGUGUGUAUGCAGCUUGGCUGUGGCCCCGCUAUCGCGGCCAAGACCCAGGCCUUCUACGGCUACGGUUCGGGUCCAAUCCUGCUCGACAACGUGGAAUGCAGUGGACGUGAGCAGGAUCUGUCGCAGUGUUUCCACCUGGGCUGGGGUCAGCACAACUGCGGCCAUCAUGAGGACGCUGGAGUUGAAUGUGCACCUUAUGACCCCAAGCUUUUCCUCAUGGGAACCGGUCGUGACUUCAGAGUAACAGAAAAGACACCGGUCACCACCACCAUGCAGCCCACUGAAGGAAUGCUGAGACUAGUGGGUGGAGAGCAUUGGUGUGAGGGUCGAGUGGAGAUGUACCUAAAUUCUGCAUGGGGCACAAUCUGUGAUGACGCCUGGGAUCUCCCUGACGCUCAGGUCGUGUGUCGUCAACUGGGCUGCGGAGAGGCCAUCGCAGCCCGGGGGGAAGCUUCUUUCGGGCCCGGCACCGGAACAAUCCUGCUGGACAAUCUCAAAUGCACCGGUGCCGAGGCCUCCCUGCAGGCAUGCUCCCAUAUAUCCUGGGACGUGCACAACUGUGACCACACUGAAGAUGCUGGCGUCACCUGCUCACUGUCGUGAUUUCAGCAGAACCAUGCUCCCAACUCCACCAUGGGUUGGGAAGUGGGAGUACUGACCUAGGACUUGUAUACAUUAUGUAAAUAACAGCUUCCACAUUGCUGAAGGAAUACUCCAUCAUCAACAACAUACAAAACAACUAAUAUGAUGAUAUAUGAUUACAUACUAUAACUAUCUAUGUCUAUUAAGCACUUUAUAAAUAUAUGAUAUAAAAUACAAUGUACACAUUUUGUAUGUGAUAAAGAAAAACAACGCUUUUAAAUGUCCGUCUCUCCUUUUAUGUUUAAGUAUUUACUGUAUUUACUGCUGUUAUACUUUGAUGUUUAAGUCGGAAAUAUUCUGGAGGCAGUCCAUCCAUUAAUAAAGUAUGUGGAUAAAAGUAAAAUAUUUUUACACAAAAAAACUAUAGAUCCAAAAUUCACAAAUACAAAGCAAGUAGAAAUAUAAAUGAGAAAAAAAUGUACUUUAUAUUAUAAACCAUAAGAAUGCAAGGAAACUUCCGUGAAUAAAUGUGUUAAAUCUUGUGAAUAUAUGA